AAACGUCUGCAGUCGCCAUUUAGUUGGAAAAUUACUUUUCUGCUAACAAAAAUAUCAAAGACGGUAUUAACGUUUGAAACUAUAGAAGUGGAAAGCCCAAAUCGACAGCAUGCAUUGCUUUGUGCGGGUUGUUUUUUUAUCUUCCUUAAUAUUUUCCUUAUGUGCUGCUCACGAUGAGGGUGAGGGGACUGAUAACGGAGCGACAAUUGUGUACGCUCAUCGUUUAAUCCGGCCUAACGCGGAUUAUGAAAUUGUUGCGCAGUCGCUGCAGAAAGCGUACGAUGCCGACAUUACCGCCACCAUCCAGGCGGCAGGUGCUACGGUGCAAAGUAAAACUGUAACGGUGGAAAAGGGAGACCGGCAGACACUGCGUUUACGGAUUCCAAGUUUGCCACAAACCGGCAGCGUCACGCUAAAAUUUGCCGUAGCCUAUAAAGAUUUUCCGGGCCAACCAGCCAUCAAAGAACACCAGUUAAUACCAGUUCCAUCGGAUGACAUUAUCCUGAUUCAACUUAACAAACCCAUGUACCGAGCCACAGACGCCGUGCAGUUCCGCGUAUUAAUCUUGGAUCAACAGCUGCGGCUAUCAUCUAAUGUCAAAACCAUUACCGCUCUGCUCAAGGAUCCGCAGGGAGGACUACUGGAAACCAAGGCAGACAUAGGAUAUGCAUACGCUAACACUCCGGGCUUCUUUAAUGGAACCUUCCAGCCUUUUUCAUUUGAUCCGGUUAAUGGCAACUGGACACUGGAAAUAGUGACCAAAGGUCAAACCGUUACGAAAGUUCUGCAAGUGGCUAAUUACCGGCUUCCACGCUUUGCGGUGUACUUUAACACACCCGACUACGUCACGCCGAAAGACGUCUCGCUCACCGUGAGCGUAUCAGUCAGGGACCAGACUGGAAAUCCUGUUAUCGGGUCAGUCGAAACCGUCAUUAUUGAUCCCUCCAUGGGAGCUAAACCAUUGGCGCCUCAGGAUACGGAAGGCACAAGCACGACCCAACCAUAUAACUACAAACUCAACCAUCAGGCCUUGCAACGACAGUUCUGCGAUAAAGGCAUCGACGGCUACAUCAUCCUCAACGCAACGGCUAAAGAGAAGCUGACCAAUAAAGUAGAAAAAUCGGAGAAACGCAUUCCAUACUACUGCACGCCCGUCGCUAUCCACCUGGGCGGCGCCCACAGCUACCGGCCCGGGCUGGAGAACACUAUUACCGUCCGCGUGACGAAUCACGAUGGCACGCCGGUAGCCGCCAGCGUCUUAUCGGCCGUCACUUUCUCCGCGACAGAAUCGGGUGAUACCCGUGACCGCGAAACCCCGGUGGUCAUUACCGGAAAAGAGGUGGAUGUGGCGCAGGGUAUCGUUACCCUGCAAAUGAGGGCCCAGUCCAGCUCACACAAACUGAUGAUCAGUGCGACGUUGGAGGGUAUAACGAAAAAGCUGACGCUGACGGAACGACUCAGCACGGUGGCGGCCAAUAUCCGUGUUUUCGGCGCCAAGACGUACAGGGUGGGCGAUACCGUGGAGUUCCAGCUGGAAUGCAACCAGGAAUGCCCGGACAUGUAUUAUUCGGUGCUCACGAGAAACGGUGUUGCCGCCUCGCAAACUAUUACUAUGACGAACGAGAAGAGCGCCCGUUUGAGCUUCAAAGUCACGGCUAGUAUGGCGCCCUCGGCCACAAUCAUCGCUUAUUACCUAGGAGCAACCGAGAUUGGAGUGGAUAGCGUUGAAAUCCUUGUUGAACGUGGAUCGGUUGUCCAAGAUGUGACACUGACGGUCGGCCCGGAAGACACACGUCAGAGCUACGUCGUACCCGGUUUGGACAACAAAGCGAAGGUGGAGAUCUCUGCGACGCCUAAUUCACUGGUUGGACUGUUGGCCGUUGACAAGAAUCUGCUCCAGUUAGCAUCGGGGCAUGAUAUCACUGCGCGCGACAUCUCAUCAAAACUUUUUGGUAUCGACGCAAAAUUGGAAGAAAUUUCUCUACCGGAAAAGGACGAAUUUCAGGCUAAGAGCGUUGUUGUUUCUGUGUUUGACACCUCUCUUCUAUUAUACGCCUUCGCGAACCCAGAGAAACGAGUGGAGAAACCUUCAGGGAUUUUACGAAACGAUUUCCGGGACAGUUUCAUGUUUACAACAGGAUUUACAGAUGCCAAGGGAAAGCUGUCCUACUCUGAAGUUGUUCCCGAUUCCAUCACGACGUGGGCCGUUACGGCCUUUGCCGCCAGCACAAAACAGCCGAUCAGCUUGACCAAGAAACCACAAGACUUGCGGGUGUAUCAAGAACUGUACAUCCAUUUGGAAACGCCGCUCUCCAUGAUCGAAAAUGAGACCACCAAGGUCAACGUCACCCUGUUCAACUUUCGUAGCAAAUCGGGUUCCACCACUCUGGGUUUCCGCUACACCGUCAACGCCAGUCGCGGCGGCCUCAAUCUCGCAACGGAUCUGCCGUUGAAACAGCGCAACGCUUUUCAGUACUUCCCCAUUACUUUGGGUCCUUACAAGAAAGGAAUAGUCACCGUCACCGUCGAAGUGUUUGAACAGGGCGUCGGCACCGUGGACAAAGUGGUGAAGCACAUCCAUAUCAUCCAGCCAGGCGCACUGGUUACGAAGACCUCGGACAUGAAGACACUGACUGGCCGCGGAAGUCUGGAGCUGCCAGUAGACCGGCAGAAAAUGUUCCCGGAAAAUGUGGUCCCGGGUUCGGAGAGUAUUACCUUGACCGUAACCGGUGAUGUAUGGGCACCUACAAUGAAGCACCUGUCCAUGCCGGAUGUUAGUCGGGACUUUGAAGGACUAAUUAGAAUCCCGAUGGGCUGCGGCGAGCAGACUAUGGCUGUUUUGAUGCCAAACGUGUUCCUGGCGAGAUAUCUCAAGCGACUAGGAGGAAAUGCCCUAACUGCUAAUAAUCGCGAUAAAAAGCUCAGGGAAAAUAUGUACAAAGGAUUUAUUAGACAGGCGAGUUUCCGUUUAAAGGAUGGAUCAUACAACGCAUUUGGAAGGAAAGAUCACAACGGAUCGACAUGGUUAACCGGCUAUGUGGUGCGCGGUAUGGCCUUGGCCAGCGAGUUCAUCAGAAUUGACAAGACCCAGAUCGACAAAUCUCUAGCCUUCCUGGACACCAAGCAGAACAGCGACGGAUCUUUCCGAGAAGACGGCAACAUCAUCGACCGGCCGUUGGCCGGAGCUGGAGGAAAGGGCGUGGCUCUGACCGCCUUCGUAUUGCUGGGAUAUAUUGAGAACGGACGCAGCACACCCGUGAUGAACAAGGCCCGAGCAUUCCUGGAGUCCGCUUUAUCGAACAUAAAAGAUCCCUUUACGCUGGGUCUGACGUGUUACGCCUUCAGCCGAAUGGGCAGUGCCAAAACUCAAGAAUGUAUACAGCGUCUGAACGACCAGGCCAAAGAACCAGCAGCUGGACAGCGCUGCUGGCUGGAUAAAAGCAGUACCAAAGGUCACGAUCAGAAGUUCACGGCAAAAGAUGUGGAGACUACAGCUUAUGCGCUGUUAGCGCUGUGCAACAGUAGUUACAGUGGAGAUCUCAGUCCGAUUGUUGAUUGGCUGCUGUCGCAGCGCAACGGCCAAGGCGGAUUCAAGUCUACAAUGGACACAAUCGUUGCUCUUAACGCUUUGAGUGAGCUGAAGGCCGGUCCCUCCACAAAAUCCCUGAACGUGGAAGUUGUGGGUGUUAAAGGCGGGAAGCAGACCAUUAGCCCCAAAGUUCUUGUUCCCAAGACGUUCCCGGUGCCCUUGACACAGGGUACUGUACAGAUUAAGGCGGACGGAGAGGGUACGGUUAAGUGUCAACUGGAGUAUUCAUACCGGGAACGACCAUCAAAGAUCAAGGUCACUUCCACUACCCCCACAUCGAGGAGUCCGCUGCCCAACGAUGCACCCGAGUCCGAUUUCGAUGUCGGCUUCAAGCUACGAUCAGAAGAUGACAAUAACAACAAUCUGCAAUUGGACGUCUGUCCAACGUAA
Messenger RNA from Paramacrobiotus metropolitanus, 3979 nucleotides. RefSeq names its product CD109 antigen-like. Lineage: Eukaryota; Metazoa; Tardigrada; Eutardigrada; Parachela; Macrobiotidae. The record is from RefSeq and is a predicted model, not a curated record. Gene Ontology annotation, molecular function: endopeptidase inhibitor activity. The transcript has 17 exons. Bases 110 to 3979 code for a protein of 1289 amino acids.